Molecule: messenger RNA, 218 nt
Organism: Scutellospora calospora
Lineage: Eukaryota; Fungi; Glomeromycota; Glomeromycetes; Diversisporales; Gigasporaceae
Source: the annotation of a GenBank genome assembly
AUUGUACUUAUUUUCUCUUACCUGUCUGAACUUGAUGAAGAAGCAGAUAUACUCGAAGCCAAGGAAGAUGCUACCACUGUAGAUACCGGUAGACUACCGUUAGAUACCGUUAGUCUUAUAAAAGAUAGUAAAUAUAGUACUCCAAAUCUGGAUACUAUUAUGAGUAUUUAUUUUCUAGAUGCUAUUGCAGAAAUCACAAGACUAGAAUUUAAUAAUAU